AUGUACGUCAUCCGCUUGAUAUACACGGUACUUGUGCUCUCCUCCCUCUCUGCAGCGUAUGUCCUUGGUGGCAUGAAUCCGCAGGUGUUCCAGCUUGCUAACUCCCUCAUCCAGGAGGAUCAUGAAAUAUUUGACCUAGUGUCAGCUUUGGAAGCAACUGAGGGGAAGGCAACAUCCUUCUACUCGUUCUUGGGCGUGAGCCCUAGCGCCUCGUCCGCUGAUAUUGGGAAGGCAUAUCGCAAGAAGAGUGUCACGAUGCAUCCCGACAAAAAUCGAGGGCUAAAGGAUGCCGAGGAGCGCUAUGCGAGGCUUGGGGUGAUCUCAAAGAUCCUCCGUGAUGAGGCAGGUCGCACUGGUUAUUAUUAUUCGCGUUUCCGGCCUGGUCUCGGCAGUGUCUUGAUUUUCCUCGCAUUCCUCAGCUCUGGAAUCCAGUAUAUCAUACUUCGUAUCAACCAAAAGCGGGAUUUGAAGCGUGUUGGAAGGCUCAUUCGCCUCGGAAAAGCUGCCGCAUAUGGCCCCAAAGGCAUCCCGAUUGAGGGGAAGCGGAAGGUUAGAGUCCCCCUCACAGAUUUCUCCGACGACGGAAACCGUGGAAGAAUGGUAGACUUAUUAGUUGAAGGCCCUCGCGUUUAUAUGUCCAUCCCAGGUGAUGAGCCCGUGCUUUUGGACGAGUCAAUCGUCCCAUUCCCUCAUAUACGUGACAUUUGGGUGCUAUCUCUACUUUCGAAGGGGCUGUCAAGACUGCGAAACGUCAAACUCGAAGUGAACCACUCAAAGGCCCAGCAUGAAAUCCCGCGGCCGAGGGUACCAGCGAUGAAGGCACCGACAGUGGUAUUGCUAACGAGAGCGGCAUGA
Messenger RNA from Cantharellus anzutake, 855 nucleotides. RefSeq lists its product as uncharacterized. The coding region runs from base 1 to 855 and encodes 284 amino acids. The transcript has 6 exons. The record is from RefSeq and is a predicted model, not a curated record. NCBI's taxonomy places the organism in Eukaryota, Fungi, Basidiomycota, Agaricomycetes, Cantharellales, Hydnaceae. Gene Ontology annotation, cellular component: endomembrane system.